Messenger RNA from Siniperca chuatsi (mandarin fish), 4632 nucleotides. RefSeq names its product discoidin domain receptor tyrosine kinase 2a (gene ddr2a). The transcript is spliced from 18 exons. Bases 280 to 2853 code for a protein of 857 amino acids. The record is from RefSeq and is a predicted model, not a curated record. Gene Ontology annotation, molecular function: protein tyrosine kinase collagen receptor activity; collagen binding; ATP binding. Gene Ontology annotation, biological process: cell surface receptor protein tyrosine kinase signaling pathway; multicellular organism development; protein phosphorylation. NCBI's taxonomy places the organism in Eukaryota, Metazoa, Chordata, Actinopteri, Centrarchiformes, Sinipercidae. Gene Ontology annotation, cellular component: signaling receptor complex; membrane.
ACAUCAGCCCACUGAGCCCUGGUGAAGGCGGCUGACAGAGAGUGAUAGAGUGAGCAAGAGAGAGAGAGAAGGGCUCGGAUUGUAACAUCCAGCCGUCUUGACUCUCACUGGAAUAAUCUCUGAACAAAUGGUCUGAAAGGAUAAGACAUAAGACAAUUGGAAAACGGAGAGCAAGAGAACGUUCAAGGGGGAUUUGAUCCCACGCCAUCACUUCAUUAUCUGGCUGUAGUCUGAUAUUGGUGCACAAAUUGGAAGCCUGUCUCUGUGCAUGUGUUUGGGAUGAAGCCCCUGUGGGACAUUCACUUCCUCCUGCUCAUCCUCCUGUACCUGUUAGGGGCCGUCACAUCACAAGUUAACCCAGGUGUGUGUCGGUAUCCUCUGGGCAUGUCAGGAGGGAAGAUACAGGACGAGGACAUCUCUGCCUCCAGCCAGUGGUCCGAGUCCACCGCUGCUAGAUAUGGCAGGUUGGACUUCGAGGAGGGCGACGGCGCGUGGUGUCCAGAGAUAACAGUCGAGCCAGACAGCCUGAAGGAGUUCCUCCAGAUUGACCUGCGCUCGCUCCACUUCAUCACCCUUGUGGGCACCCAGGGUCGCCAUGCGGGAGGCAUCGGUAAUGAGUUCGCCCAGAUGUACAAGAUUAAGUACAGCCGUGAUGGAAGCCGCUGGAUCUCGUGGAGGAACAGGCAAGGCAAACAGGUGAUUGAAGGAAACAGGAACGCCUACGACAUUGUACUCAAGGACCUCGAGCCGCCCAUCAUCGCUCGCUUCGUCCGCUUCAUGCCCGUCACAGACCACUCCAUGAACGUCUGCAUGAGAGUAGAGCUCUACGGCUGUGAAUGGCUGGAUGGUCUUGUGUCAUACAACGCUCCAGCAGGAGAGCAGAUGAGCUUGCCUGCAUACCCUGUUUAUGUCAACGACUCUGUCUAUGAUGGAGCUGUCAUCCACAGUAUGACAGAGGGUUUGGGCCAGCUGACUGAUGGAGUGUGCGGUCUGGAUGAUUUUACACACAGUCACGUCUACAACGUGUGGCCCGGGUAUGACUAUGUGGGUUGGAACAACGAGAGCUUCCCCAGUGGAUAUGUUGAAAUCAUGUUUGAGUUUGACCGCAUACGAAACUUUACCACCAUGAAGGUCCACUGCAACAACAUGUACUCGAGGUAUGUCAAGGCCUUCCGCCAGGUGGUGUGUUACUUCCGCUCUGAAGCAGACUGGGAGGCCUCGCCGCUCUCCUUCAGCCCUGUGGUGGACGAGAAGAAUCCCAGCGCCCGUUUCGUCACCGUCAACCUGGCCAAUCACAUGGCCAGUGCCAUCAAGUGCCAGUUCUACUUUGCUGAUGCCUGGAUGUUGUUCAGCGAGAUCACCUUCCAGUCAGAUACAGCCAUGUACAAUAACACGCUGGUUCCACCCAAUACGGGACCACCCCCUAACAUACAACCAGAAGACGACCCCACGCACAAAGUAGAUGAUAGCAACACCAGGAUUCUGAUUGGUUGUUUAGUGGCCAUCAUCUUCAUCCUCGUGGCCAUCAUUGUCAUCAUCUUGUGGAGGCAGGUGUGGCAGAAGAUGUUGGAGAAGGCCUCUCGCCGGAUGCUGGAUGAUGAACUAACUGCUAGUUUGUCAAUACAGAGUGAGACGUUCGCCUACAACCACAACCAGUCGAGUACAAUCAGUGAGCAGGAGUCUAGUUCCACCUAUGAGCGCAUCUUCCCCCUCGGUCCCGACUACCAGGAGCCAUCACGCCUCAUAUGUAAGCUGCCGGAGUUUGCUCAAAGCUCAGAGGAGCCUGCUUCUACCAGCACAGCAGCUUCUAAAUCAACCACAUCUACUGUAGCCCAAGAUGGCGUCCCUCACUACGCAGAGGCAGACAUUGUGAACCUGCAAGGCGUGACUGGAAGCAACACAUAUGCCAUCCCUGCACUAACUAUGGACCUGUUGUCAGGGAAGGAUGUUGCAGUGGAGGAGUUCCCACGGAAACUGCUCACUUUCAAAGAAAAGCUGGGAGAGGGCCAGUUUGGAGAGGUGCACCUAUGUGAGGCAGAGGGAAUGCAGGAGUUCAUGAAUAAAGAGUUUUUAUUUGACAUCCCUGAGGACCAGCCAGUUUUAGUGGCUGUGAAGAUGCUCCGUUCAGAUGCCAACAAAAAUGCAAGGAAUGACUUCCUGAAAGAGAUAAAGAUCAUGUCACGCUUGAAGGACCCCAACAUCAUUCGUCUGCUAGCUGUGUGCAUCUACAGCGACCCUCUCUGUAUGAUCACAGAGUACAUGGAGAAUGGCGAUCUCAACCAGUUUCUGUCCCGCCACGAACCCGAGGGACAACUUGCCAUGCUCAGCAAUGCACCUACUGUCAGCUUCAAUAAUCUAUGCUACAUGGCCGCUCAGAUAGCAUCGGGGAUGAAGUACCUCUCCUCUCUAAACUUUGUUCAUCGAGACUUGGCCACGCGGAAUUGCCUGGUGGGCAAAAACUACACGAUAAAGAUAGCUGACUUUGGCAUGAGCAGAAACCUGUACAGUGGUGACUACUACCGCAUUCAGGGCAGAGCGGUACUGCCGAUACGCUGGAUGUCAUGGGAGAGCAUCCUGCUGGGAAAGUUCACCACAGCUAGCGAUGUGUGGGCCUUUGGGGUGACCCUGUGGGAGAUACUAAACUUCUGCAAGGAGCAACCUUACUCUCAGCUCACUGAUGAGCAGGUGAUAGAAAACACAGGGGAGUUUUUCAGGGACCAGAAAAGACAGAUCUACCUGCCUCAGCCUGUGCUGUGUCCAGACUCGCUCUACAAGAUCAUGCUGAGCUGCUGGAGGAGGAACACAAAGGAACGGCCCUCCUUCCAGGAAAUACACCGAGCCCUCCUGGAAUAGCAGCCUUAAGACGGGGCAUGUAUAAGACAGUGAUUCCCAGUCUGCUCAUCUCUGGAAGAAAUGGUGCAUGACAAGAGUAGACCAUGAUUUCAGACACAAUCCAGGUUUAAGCUAUCUUGUUUCAGUAGAGAAACAGGGUGAGAGCCACCUGUGGGCUCCAAGCUACAAUUUGGGAAACACUCUUUCAUGGACUUACACACUACAGCGAUGGACUACCAGAGACUUUUGGUGUGUGUCAGUUUGAGUUUAUUUAGCACAGUUACGUUGGCUAAGACGUUUUAUAGACAUACAGGUAUUUUUAGAAAAAUCUAUUCUGUUUCAUAGUACACCAACCCCGAAAGUCACACAGAAACGUGAUUAAGGUUUGGUUGUGGCAUUGGUUGUGAUGAGGAAACCAAAAUGAAAUGUAGCAAGUGACAUUCGGCACUUUUGAAAAUGUAUUUUAAUUUCAUUUUUUUAAUAUGAGUUCGAAUUUCCCAUGUUACAGUGUUUGAUAUCAAACGUAUGCAACAUUGUUGAAGAACUUUCUUGUGUUUUCUUUUGGAAGACUGCUUGAAUGUAGAGAGGGGGGACCAUUACUGUUACAUUUCAUCUCAAUUUCUCAGACAAACUCCACGUUUAGAAUAACAAGGAAAUAUCAAGUAACUCAGUCUUUCUCAUCUCCCUGCAGUUUUUGUGUGGUGAUUUGAACAUGAAGUGUAUAUGACUGUGUAUUUUCAAUAGAUAAGUCUAAAUCUCAAAUAGCAAUAUUUUGUAUUAAUAUUUAUAUGUUCAUAUGUGUUUGAGUUUUGUUGAUAUAUUUGUGGAUUAAUAUGCUCUUUAAUUGACGUGUUUGUAUCAUAUUUGAUUUUGUAACUUUCCUGCUCACAUUUUGGAUCUAAAAACCAAGCAAACUGCUUGAGAAUAUUUUUUAUUUCCCACUGCAGACUGUAUUAUAAUAAUAUCAGCAGCAAGCUCCUUGAUAAGUGAUCAGAUGUAAGCAGCUUAUCAGGAAUGUGUGUGUGUUUACAGUCGGCAUCGUUGGGAAGAUGUUACUGAGUGUGUUGUAGGUGUCGAACGAGUGAAUGCAUAUCUGCUUAAAGUUUGUCUCAGUUGACAAAGAAAGUAUAUUGCCUUUUAAAUCAGGAAUGUAGAGGAAAUGGGAAUAAUCAGCCUAUCGAUGGAAUUGGUACGACUGCUUCAGAUUAGUUUAUAUUAGCUAAUGAAAACUAUCUAACACAGCUAAUGACUCAUCUACAGGUUUUAGUUAUCUGCAGUCAGUUUGUUCUUCCUUUUAUCGCUGUAUGCUGGAUUCUUUCUUCUUUUCUGGCAUAUUUCUGUGUAUAACUCUGAUAGCUUGAACUUCAUACUGCAUACCACUGUUCAGCUAUAUUUACAGGCUCUAUCCUCUAUCAGAGGCCUUUGUCCCACUUACCUCGUACAUAAAAGACACUCAUGUCUGCCCUACUGCAUGGUAUUUUCUGUGUUUUGCGAUCUAGGCUAAAAAUCUGUAUGAGAAGGUUAAAUAUGAUAUUCGGUUAGGAGACAGAUUUGGGUAUUUGUGAAGCAUGUGGUGAUUCCCAUCGGAUAGAGAAAUCUUUUCAUGGCAUUUACAAUCCCCUGUGUUGUAAAUGGCAGAUGUAUAGCUGUAAAAAAUGUAAUGCCCUGACAAAUUUCAUGGUUAGUUUUAUUACAUAUUUGUACUCAAAUGUUUGGUUUUCAGUGAGAAUGUUUUUAUAUACGUUGUAAACAAAAGUUGUACAUUGAUAGACAAAAUACAAAUAAAAUUUAAACAAGGAA